Messenger RNA from Lindgomyces ingoldianus, 2919 nucleotides. RefSeq names its product HET-domain-containing protein. The record is from RefSeq and is a predicted model, not a curated record. The coding region runs from base 1 to 2919 and encodes 972 amino acids. The transcript has 2 exons. NCBI's taxonomy places the organism in Eukaryota, Fungi, Ascomycota, Dothideomycetes, Pleosporales, Lindgomycetaceae.
AUGGGAGACCGCGCCUACCAACUUGUGCCGAUAGACGGCGAAGACGCACGCCUGCAUAGAAGCCGGUCCCAGCGUUCGCAGCUCCAAAAGUAUGAUAGCCCGGACUUGGAGACUGUCAAAGAGUACACGUACGACCCACUUCCGCCUUCUAAGAAACGGAUUCGUCUCCUGAGACUUUGGAGCGGAACAAUUCAUGGACUAGAGAUAGUCUGUGAACUCAUUGAAGCCGACUACGACAAUAGCUUUCACAUUCCGACAAUACCAAUGGACAAUUAUAACCGACCCAAAGACGAAACUCUCGAGGAAGAGUGUAGGCGAGUCAGGAAGAAUGAGAUCAAGUACGAAGCACUGUCGUGGUGCUGGGGUGAUGGCCCAGGGGAGUAUGUAAUACGGAUUGAGCGAGAUGGGGUGACAUACAAGAAAAGGGUCAGAAAGGAACUGGCGCUGGCAUUGAAAUAUCUUCGAAAACCAAACGAAAGGAGGACCCUUUGGAUCGACGCCCUCUGCAUUGAUCAAAGGAAUCACGUAGAGCGGAACCAGCAGGUCCAAAUGAUGUCAAGAAUUUAUACGAGAGCAAAGGAAGUUUGUAUCUGGCUUGGGGAAGAUACCGACGAGAGCAAGAUCGCAAUCGAUUUCAUCCGGGAAGAGAUCACACAGUUGAAGAAUUUCGAUACUAUCACCUCCGAUAAGAGCCACAGUGAGAAGUGGCAGGCAUUGAUGAUGCUAAUGCAGCGGGACUGGUUCUCCCGUCGCUGGGUCGUUCAAGAGAUUGCUCUAGCUCAAAGGGCUAGGAUCUACUGUGGCCCGGAUUCGAUCCCUUGGAAAGAAUUCGCAGUCGCCGUCGAGCUCUUUGUGGAGGUUGAGACGGCGACGCAUCGCCUCUCAGAAGUCAUGCAAAAGGAUGAAAAGUUUCGACAUAUCCCCGGCUGGUUCGAGUACGUUUCGGAGCUCGGCGCGAGUCUCUUGGUGCAAGCCACUGGCAAGGUGUUUCGUGCUCAAAGGACACCGAUGGACGACGUUCACGAAGACAUCGAGGAUCACAAAAAAAUGGCGAAAUUCAUGGAGGAUGUGCACACGAUCGAUCCCCUGGACCGACGAAGCCUGCUCAGCCUGGAGUAUUUGGUGACUACCAUGUUCAUAUUUAAGGCAAGCGAAUACCGCGACUGCGUUUAUUCCAUGUUGGCCAUUGCCAGGGAUGCGUCGCCUUUCGCCGAGUCCACCAUGAGGCCCGACGACGUUUCAAUCCUUACGAUGUCAACUUUCGAUAACUUCCUCGCAGAGAAACCGUUUAAGGUGGAUUAUGCACGACCAUAUGUUGACGUUUGUCGAGACUUUGUCGAGUUCUGUAUUCAACGGAAGCAGAAGUUGGAUCCGGUACAAGCCCUAGAUAUCCUGUGUCGUCCCUGGGCUCUGGAUGCCCCUAUAGGGACCUCAUUACGGCUUCCAGAGAUAUCCUCCAUCAACAGGAAGAGGAUGGUGCCACCGCCUACAACGGUGUGGAAAAAACGGCUGUGUGAUGUGGAAUGUUAUGAAGAAAAGGAUCAAUCUGGGGGCGUCAUCAAAAGAAUCAGAUACGUCAAAAAGGAUGAUGAUGUGUGGAUCGAUGACAAAGACGACAUUUUCAAGGCGUACAAAGACCUCCCGAAAAACGAUGCUAUAUGGGACGAGAAAUCCAAAAAGGAGUGGAAGAGACCAUCUAGUUGGGAAAAAGUUCAGUGUUUCCUGGAUCAUGUCAAGGAUACGAAAAGAGCUCACAGUCAGGAGUUGCCUUCAUGGGUGACUCGGGCUUCCAAGGCUCCGUUCACACUUUACGAGCACCCCGGCAUGCACAUCCUCAAGACAGGCCGGGCCAAUGCAGAUCCCUUGGUCGGACCGCCCACUGACGGCCAUAGGAACUACAGCGCGGCGCAAACACAUCCCAUAGACCACAAAUCCUUAAAGUUCAGGAAGAGGUCAUACAUGGGCCAUUACAGUCUCUACGUCGCAGGCGUGGAGUUGGACACCGUAAAAGAAGUACGAGAUGCUUCACAAGGAGGUAAUAUUCCGCAACAGUGGCUUGCCUUGGGAGGCUGGGCAGCGCCAUAUACAAAUGAUCCACCUGCCGAAUUUUGGAGGACCCUCGUGGCCGACAGAGGCCAAGAUAACAAGAAUCCACCGUAUUACUACGCAAGAGCCUGCAAGGAAUCCGUACACAAGGGAGGUACUUCCAGUGGCAGGGUGAAUACUACGGAUCUCAUCAACAACGAACGAAAUUCGAUCAUCGCGGAGUUUUGCAGGCGGGUUCACGCCGUCAUAUGGGGGCGCUCGUUGUUCAGAACCGAGGGUGGAAAGCUGGGCCUUGCUACAAACGUGAAACCAGGAGACAGGAUAUGCAUUUUAUAUGGUUGUACGGUCCCUGUUGUUCUGAAACGGUACAAGAAGAAGCCGGGAGACAAGGAGCGGGAAGAGUUUGAAGACAAUUUCGAAGCAUUUAGAUCCUGCCUGAAGAGACUUGAGAAAUUCCGCGCGCGCAAAGCCCGGUAUAUAUCCAACAAGGGGAAGAUACUAGUCGACAAGGAGACCGGGAAGCGCACCACAUGGGAGGAGGAGGUAAAAAAGGCGACAAAAGAGGAAAACGAUAGAAUCGAAUUGGAGAAGGAGAUCAAAGAGACUAUCAAAAAGCUUGAAGCAAAAGCAAAGAAAGAUAAAAAGGGCGAUUCACUGGCUGGAAAAACAAGAAGCUUGAGUCCACCACAGAAUCCGACACUGAAGAGAACAAAAACGACACUCCGACAGAACGAGGAGAGAGCCAAGAUGGAGGAUCCAAGUCUUUGGUAUGUGUUCAAGGGUGAGAGCUAUGUUCAUGGCCUUAUGGACGGAGAAGCCUUGCGGGAGGCGUUUUACAACGAUCGUCCAAAACGAAUAUUCGAGCUGAGAUGA